This is a messenger RNA of Entelurus aequoreus (snake pipefish), 2475 nucleotides long. RefSeq names its product zinc finger, CCHC domain containing 8 (gene zcchc8). Bases 53 to 2257 code for a protein of 734 amino acids. Lineage: Eukaryota; Metazoa; Chordata; Actinopteri; Syngnathiformes; Syngnathidae. Gene Ontology annotation, cellular component: catalytic step 2 spliceosome. The record is from RefSeq and is a predicted model, not a curated record. Gene Ontology annotation, molecular function: RNA binding; zinc ion binding. The transcript has 14 exons.
CGCUUCUCUCCCGCAGUCAGAGUCAUCGAGCGCGAUAAAAAAAAAUAAAAAAAUGGCCGACGUUGAUUUUGGAGAUGUGGAACUCUUUCAACAAUUAGAUGACCAUACGCCACCAGCCCCGACCCACAUUCGCUUCCCGGAUGACGCGGAGGACCACGGGGAAGUGUCGGCGUUACGGGGCCGGUUGGAAGAAUGUGACGGCGACAUUGAGAAGCUAACAGAGGAAAAUAAAGCUUUGAGAAGAAAGUUGAACAUUCUGACAUGCCCCAGUGGUAUCACUAUCGAAGAUGUCAACAUCGACGGGCCAGUCGUUCAAAUUAUAUAUUCAAACAAUGUCAUAUCAAAGCAAUGCCGGCAAGAAAUCGAAGAUAGCAUCUGCGGUGUCAUGCAGCGACAACAGAUAGCAGGCGACACAGAGACCCAUUCCCCUUCCACCUACUUGAAGCCUCAGCCUUCUUCAUUUGCAAUGGAUGAAGACCCAGAGAAGUCAGCCAGCACUAGUGUCAGAACAACAACAGAAGCCUUUAAAGUGGUUGGAAGCGUCCUGUACUUCACCACCUUCAGUGUGGACAAACUUGGACAACCCUUGCAGAAUGAAAACCCUCAGGGGACUGAGGGGUGGGAAGUGCCAACCUAUCAACAGGUUUUCAACCAAGUCAUUGGCACAGAUGGGCAGGAUGUAGAGAUGAAGGACAAAAGGCCCAAAAAUAUGUGUUUUAACUGUGGUGUAAGCGGCCAUCAAGUGAAAGACUGCCCUAAGCCCAAAGACUUUGCUGCCAUUAAUGAGAGACGAAAGGAGUUACUGAGCAACAACACAUUCCUGCAAAGUAACCAGCGGUACCACGCUGAUGAGGUGGACGAGCGCUUCUCUAAAUACAAGCCUGGAAUCUUAAGCGAGGAGCUUUUGUCGGCGCUGGGAAUCAACACAAACACUCUCCCUCCUCUCGUCUAUCGCAUGAGGCUGUUGGGAUACCCGCCGGGUUGGCUCAAAGAGGCAGAAGUGGAGAACUCUGGUUUAACACUGUAUGACGAAAAUGUGCCCAAUGACAGCAUCGUGACCAACAGCAUCACGACGUAUGACGUUACCAAACUGGUAGACUUUCCAGGCUUCAACGUGCCGGUGCCGCACACAAUGAAAGACGAGUUCAUGCGCUACAGUUCCGUUCCUAUGCAGAGCAACCACAUGAAGCAAAAUUAUGCCGCCUACCUGUCCAGCCACUUUGCUUCGCCCAAUGGUCCGAGCAACAAGAGACGACACGAGUCGGACUCAUCUCAGUAUCACAGGAAGAAGCCAAAAUCCAGCCCUGAUGGGAACUCUGAUAUGGAUAUUGAAUCAGUCCAAAUUUGGUCCCCAGAUCCUGGAACACCUUACAACAGUCGCCGUCAUGGCGACUUUCAUUUCCAACCGCCACUGCCGCCUGGCUCGCCGUGUCUCAGCUCGCCCCCUCCUCUACCCCACGGCACCCCGCCUAUCACUCCCACACGCCCACCUCUACCGAAAAGCACGCCGCCUCACACGCCCACCAAUGGGUCCCCCAGGACAGUGCAAGGAUCCAACUUGGUUGCGGCGGACAAGGCGGGGGAGGGAAAAGAGGACGAACUCACUCUGGAAGAGUUGGAAGAGCAGCAGAGAUUGAUCUGGGCGGCGCUACAAAACACUGACACCACCACCAGUAGCGACUCGGAGACGCCCGUGGCGGGAACUCCCAUGGGAAGUUCGCCGAGCGUGUCCACUUCGGCGCGGUGCGAUUCUGAAAUGGAUGAGGUUGAAGAAGUGCUGUCCAAAAGGCUUGCUAGUGACAAGAGUCAGACCCAAGUUGAAGGGCAGAACGACAGCCCUCAAAGCCCCGAUCCAAUCGAACUCCAAGAUAGUCUUGCUGUGGACAAAUUUCAAGAUAGUCCAGGUCCACCUAAAUCCGAAGAUAACAGUUCUGUUAAAUCCCAGGAGAACAGUAGCCAAAGUCCUGAUGCCAUCAAGUCCCAGGAAGACAACCCCGAAAGUCCUUGCCUCGUCCAAUCCCAGGAAAACAGCCCCGAGAGCCCCGACCCAGCAGCCUCACAGGAUGUAAACGGAUCCUCCCCAAGCACCAACAAGGUGUCAGCGGUACCUCAUCGACACAAGUUUGCCGAGGGCAUCAUGCCUUUCGAGCAGACUCCGGAAUACACGGAGGUGGCCGAAGCCACGGGGACGUACGUCCGCAUUAGAGACUUGCUUAAGAGUUCACCCCGAAGUUUAGCUAAGAAAAACCCGGAAUGAAUACUUUCUUGGCCACCUUACGAGAUCAUGCUUUUUAACUCGCAUUUUGGAUGUACAGUGUCUUGGAGGCAAGAAGGGACAUUGAACCACACAACUAACAUUUUUGUAUUUUAUUUUUUUUAAUUGUAUUUUUAUUGGUAAACAUUUUUUAUUUAGUGACAAUUUUAUUUUUUGCCCACCUUGUAAUUAUGUUUCGAAGUAAACAUUUCUGAUUCGCA